AUGGACGCCGAGCUGCUGCGGCGCGUGGGCUUCUUCUGCGCACUGUGGACGCUGCAGAGCUGCGCGACCGUGCUGGGGGCCAUCUCGCGGGACGCCAUCUUCCUGCGCUCCUACGCGGCCUCGAGCGUAGCGGGCCUAACUCUGGCGCUGUCACUGUCCACGGCCUACGCGCUGACGCUGGCGACGCAGCUGCUGGAGCGGCUGGCGGCGCGUCCUGUGCGUCCUGGAGUGUACUACGCAAUCAGCCCGCUGGUCCUAGGCUCCGUCCUAUUAUGUCUCACUCUUCUGUCGCUAGUCGCGCCCCCAUUGGCCCGCGCGACCUCGGUCCUACUGUACCUCUGGCUUGAAGUGUCGACCCAGUGGCUCACCCAGCAGUUCUGGGACCUGUGCGCCAAGGCCUUCGACGUGGCCCAGUCCAAGAAGUUCUUCGGGGUAAUUACAUUUGGGUCGACGUUCGGAAGUUUAUUGGCCAGCUUUUUCGUCCUGCCAGUUAUCCAGAGCAGGCAGCUGCCUACGGAGAUGAACCUGCUGGUGGCUGCUGCAAUCCUGUUCUUCAUCGCCGGGGUCCUGCUGGUAUCGGCCGGACACUUUGCAUCUGCAGGAUCAGGCCAAAAUGCGUUUUCAAAGACGACGAAGAAUAGGGCCCAGGAUAAGUCCAAGGAUCCUGCAGAUGCGUCCUCCUCUGCGGCUAUCAUCGGGGAUAUCCAGGCCAGGACCUACUUGAAGCACAUUUGCUUCUUCGACAUGAUGGCUACAGUCAUGCGGGUUUUGGUGGACAAUACGACGCUCUCGGUGGUGUCGCUGCAGCCAGAAGAGGAGGUCAAGGCCUCGCUGUCGAUGAUCAACGGACUGCAGAGCUUCCUCAUGAUCCCCAUGCAACUUCUGUCGGGCUCGUUCUUCACGCAUUUUGGAGUCAUGUACGGCAUUGCGAUGCUGCCAGUGUCCAUUUUCCUGUUCGGAGCUUCGACUUAUGUUUCCAGUUCCGCUUACUCGCUGAUUUUCACGCGAGCGCUGUACAAUGCCGUCUCGCAGGCGAUUUUCAACCCGGCGAGGCAGUUGCUGUGGCUGCCUUUCAACGAGAACGAGCGGGGUCGUUUCCAGAAUUUCGUUUGCGGCCCGUUCCGCUCGCUAUCUCGAAUCUUUGGCGCUGUGCUGUCCAUGGUUUUGACGGCGACCAUUGUCGUCCACUUCAUUGGAACGUCGUCGACGAGUGUGUUAAUGAUCGCGACGUCGGCAGCGUGGUUCGUUGAUGCGCUGGCGGCCAGGAAGUCGUAUGCGUCGGAGUUUUACGCCUCGUUACGACAGGGCUACUUGGAUUUGACCUCCCCGCUUGUUGAUUUCACACCUGACCAGAUUUUGCUGGUGAAGGAAACGUUGGUGAACGGCGAGCAGAACCAAGCCAACUUUGUGCUAAGCUCGUUAUCCCACGAGCACAUUGGUCUUUUCUCCCAGGAACUGCGAUCGCUGUUCUACAAGAAAAACCGAGAUGGUCUACCUGUCACACCCAUGCACACGAAGUUGCGCUUGCUGAACCUUCAUACGGCCGCGAAGCGUGAGUUUGUGCUGCAUGCCCAGGAAUCGUAUUUGCUUCCUGACUCGAGCACGUUCCCCACCGGAAUAUUCAACACGAUGGACCUAAUGAUGCUGGUGAAGGACAAGUCGGUCGCGGUGCCACGCCAGCUCCGAGUUGCGGCGAUUUUGGCGUGUGGCUACGAGAAGUUUAACAUGAACGCGGACCAGUGCUCGGAGAUGCUGCACAAGUUACUUCGUAGCGGCGACGAAGACAAGUCGGUGGUUGUAUGCGCUGCUGUGGCGUUGCUACGGAUCUCUGACUGGAUGGAUGAAGAGGCGAACGUUAUUCUUCAGCGACUACUUCACGAAGAGAAGGUGCUGGAAGCGCGUGUUGUGGGCCUGAAAAUUGUCGGCAAAGAGUUACCGGAGCUGUUAGGCGAUGGGUUCCUGGUCUAUCUUCUCCACCACUCGUCAACUCAGAUUAUUCAGGCCGCGGUGAAGUGUUGUACCAACAGCUCGCGCAACUCCCGAAUGCUCAUCCCGGCGUUGAUGAAGCACCUGUCAAACUCGGUGCUGCGCUCUCAAAUCGUGGCAGCGUUAAAAGGGUUUGAACCCGCUGCGUUAUGGGGACCGCUAUGCCAGUACACGGAAGAAAUUCUGCAGUUGCCAACUCAAGGCCUGAGCAACUACGCGCUAGCUUCUGACCGGAUCCACAGCAAGAGAGAGGGACUGGCAGGCGCACUCAAGGUUCUCGACCUCGGAGAUUUCCCGUUUGAAGACAAGCUGGACUUCCUGCUACACCUGAUUGAGACGCUGCUAGUGUCGUCCAAGUCGCCUGAUGAGGAAGUGGUCGAGCCGAGCAGCAAUACUGAUGUCUUGCAUCACCUUUUCGGGAAAGAUGUCGUCAUGGAAGAGCUGGUUGUUGACGCACUGCUAUCGCUGGUUUCGUCGACAGAUGAGAAGACUAUGAACUCGUUUUCGCAGUUGAUGGAUCCUAUUCACCACGCUUUGAGCAUCAAGAUCCGCGAGGCACAUGAAAUGCGUCACGUUCUGGAGCUAUUUUUCCAGAUUUGUCCGCGCACUGUCACAAACAUCGAGGAGACUUCUCCGCUGCUAUUACAGCACGUCGAGCACAGCUUGAAAGAUACGCUUCGCCUCCUACUCAAGUUACUGUCUACAGGGUUUCCGAAGGAAUUUGAUGUCUCUGUCAUUCUGGAAGGCUUGCAGUCCGAUUUGGGCCAAGUCCACUCCGCCAUUCAGGAGGUGCUGGAGAAUCUUCUCCCUUCGGCUUACAAAGGCUUGGUGCUACCUUUGCUUUUCCCGAAACUAUCAUCGACAAAGGCAGCGUCAAAGAUGGCGAAAAGCAUCGUGGCGUUAUUUGGUGGCAAGGACGGUGUGGACAUUUUGCUGGACGUCAUGAAACACCAGGAAACGGAGCUGGAGCUGUCAGCCCUCGCUCUCCAGUACUUCCUGCACAUUGCUGGAGACCACAGCGAGCACCUCAACGAUGCCGCGAAGCUAACGUUCCAGGACGAAAUCAUCCCGAGCUUGCUCAACUACGAGCUCACCAAGGAGCUGCUGAUUGAAACGUAUCACAGCCGCCCGGAAGUUUUACCGUAUGAGUCUGUUACGUCGCUUAAGGAGUGCGAGCCCCCACUACUGUCGCGCAUCGCGGUGGCAAACUGUCUGCGAGUGUCUUCGCUGUUUGAGAAUGUGUGCGCGAUCAGUAUUUUACGGGUGAUAUCGCACCACUUCGUGCCGAUGUCCGUGAAGCGCGGAGAAACGUUUGCUGCCGAAGGAGAUAUUGCAUCUGCGAUGUAUGUCGUUGCUACAGGCACCGUCCAGCUCCACAAGGAGAGGAGGAUUUUAGCCGAGCUGGGCUUUGGCACUUGUGUUGGGCAGGCUGCUCUGCUGCAGCACUCUCUGCACGCCGGAACGCACAUUUCCUCCGCCACCGCCCUCACGGACUGCACCCUGCUCAGCAUUUCACGGGAAGAGCUCGACGCUUUGAUCAAGGAGACUCCGCAAGUGUCGCGAGGCGUGCUUAAUGCAGUGGCCUCGUCUCUUCAGCUGCUGUACUUCGAGCCUCUUCGCGCUAUUGCUCAGUCUGGAAGUCUCCCUCGCCGUGACCGAAGGGCUUCUUUGACUGCGGAGACCGCACACUCGGACAGCGAAGCCGACCACCCGAUGCUCAAGAUGACCGAGUCGCUGACGACCAACAUCAAGGCCGCGCUCUCAGUCGACCGAGCGGCCAAGUCGUUCCUGUACAACGUUGGCCGCUCUCGUACAGCCCCUCGCAGUGCGCCGUUGUCGCUACCAGGGGCCAGAGGCAGACGCCGGAGUCUCAGCAACUCGCAGCCGAUCGGCCGGAGCUUGAGCUCGGAUACCUUGACGUCCAAAGGGCUGCUCACGCUCUCAGACCCCGCCGACUACACAACGUUCGAGAAGUGCAUCCACCUGAAGGCGUCGCACCUGAUGAGGAACCUCGACGACGAGAAGGUCUCGCUUGUGGCGCUAUUAUCAAGAGUUGUGGUGUUCGGGCACGGAGACGUGCUGUACUCGAACGGCGCGAAGGUGGACUGUGUCUAUGUUAUCAUCGACGGCACGAUGGAGAUUGCUAGCGCACAAGGCGACGCAGCUAGUGACUCGGCACAAACGGCGACCUCGAUCAAGCUUCACGAUGGCGACUGCUUCGGAGAAGAGGUACGUACAUACGCAGCUUAG
This is a messenger RNA of Phytophthora sojae, 4236 nucleotides long. RefSeq lists its product as hypothetical. Lineage: Eukaryota; Oomycota; Peronosporomycetes; Peronosporales; Peronosporaceae. The transcript is spliced from 13 exons. Gene Ontology annotation, molecular function: DNA-binding transcription factor activity. The record is from RefSeq and is a predicted model, not a curated record. Bases 1 to 4236 code for a protein of 1411 amino acids. Gene Ontology annotation, cellular component: cytosol.